Python bivittatus (Burmese python) is the source of this 1842-nucleotide messenger RNA. NCBI's taxonomy places the organism in Eukaryota, Metazoa, Chordata, Lepidosauria, Squamata, Pythonidae. The record is from RefSeq and is a predicted model, not a curated record.
AUGUCUCAGCUCAGCCAAAACUCUGACCAAGAGGAAGUCUGUUCGGGAGAGAUAGAUGAAGAUGAAAUCUUAGCCAACCUAUCUCCUGAAGAACUGAAGGAACUACAGUGUGAAAUGGAAGUCAUGGCUCCAGACCCCCAAGUGCCAGUUGGAAUGAUACAGAAGGAUCAGACUGAGAAACCCCCAACAGGAAACUUUGAUCACAGAUCUCUUGUUGACUACCUGUAUUGGGAGAAGGCAUCCAGACGAAUGCAUGAGGAUGAAAGGAGGCCGGUCACGCUAUUACCCUUGGAGAGACCCACCACAGAAUACUCUGAAGAAAAUGUUGCUGAUAUUCGCAAUGAAAACCCAGUGGCCAAGAAUGCUGCAAAUGAAAUUGUAAAAGAUUACAAAGAGAAAGAAGAAGAAGAAGAAGAAGAAGAAGAAGAAGAAGAAGAAGAAGAAGAAGAAGAAGAAGAAGAAGAAGAAGAANAAGAAGAAGAAGAAGAAGAAGAAGAAGAAGAAGAAGAAGAAGAAGAAGAAGAAGAAGAAGAAGAAGAAGAAGAAAGUGAAACAGAGAAGAAAGAUCUGGAAACCAAAAAACUUCAUGAUCAUGACAGUAGCAAAAGCACCCAGGAAACUAAAGGAUCAUACACAGAAUCAGGUGAAAAAGAAGGAGAGAAUGAAAAGAAAAUUUCAAAGUUAAAUAUUCCCAAAAAAUUAGCUCUAGACACCAGUUUUAUUAAAUUAAGUGCACGGCCUUCAGGAAAUCAAACUAAUUUAGAAGAGAGCCUGGGAAAAGUCCGGAGAAAUGACCCGAACAUGACAGAGCUCAACUUAAACAACAUUGAGAACAUCCCCAAGGAAAUGCUAGUGGACUUUGUCAAUGCCAUGAAAAAGAACAAGCACAUCAAAACAUUCAGUUUAGCCAAUGUUGGGGCAGAUGACAAUGUAGCUUUUGCCUUGGCCAACAUGCUGCGUGAAAAUAGGAGUAUUACCACUUUGAAUAUUGAUUCUAAUUUCAUCUCAGGUAAAGGAAUUGUUGCCAUCAUGAGAUGCCUGCAGUACAAUGAGAAGCUUACAGAGCUACGUUUCCACAAUCAGAGAAGUAUGUUGGGUCAUCAAGCAGAAAUGGAGAUUGCCAGGCUCCUGAAAGCCAACCCUAUACUUCUUAAGAUAGGCUACCACUUCGAACUUCCAGGUCCCAGAAUGGUGGUCACUAAUCUACUCAGCAGAAACCUUGAUAAACAGAGACAGAAAAGGAUAGAGGAGCAAAAGCAGCAACAGUUAAAGCAGCAGAAAGAGCUAAUCGCCAUGUUAGAGAAUGGACUUGGGUUGCCACCCGGGAUGUGGGAAUUGCUAGGAGGACCAGUACCUGCUUCAAUGAUGCCUCCUUCAAUGCAACCUCCAAUGGCACCAGUUCCCAAAGCUCCACCUAUUGGCCGAAGAAACGAGCCUGCUAGAAAAGCUGAGCCUGAAAACGAAAGCAGCAGCAACGUUCCCGCUUUCAAAAUAGUGAAGCUCAAGAGAAUCCAGCGCAAACCUUCUAUACAGGAAUAUGUGGAGCCAGCUGAAAAAACCAACCUCAAAGAUGUGAUCAAGACCCUAAAACCUAUUCCGAGAAGGCGGCCCCCUCCUUUGGUUGAGAUCACUCCAAGAGACAAGCUACUUAAUGAUAUUCGUCAGAGUAAUGUAGCUUAUCUGAAACCAGUGCCUGUUCCCAAAGAGUUGCUUUGUAUCAAGUGCCCGGUUCCAGAAGCGGAUAUCUUCUCUGCCCCAGAAGCUGAUAUCUUCUCUGCGCUUCUUGGCUUGGUUUCGGAAGGAAAGAUCAAGCGAUCUUUCCACCAGGAGACCAGGCUGUGA